GGAACUUAAAAUUCCGGAUACUAACGUCCUAAGUAUGCGUAUCAUAGUAAACAAUUAGAUCUGCAAGCCACAUAAUCCAUGAUGAUGGAUAUAAAGUGAAGCAAGAGUCCUUCAAGAAACCAACAUCAACAGCAUCAACUCUCGACAAGAACUUUCGACAUCUCGACAAACAUCACAUCACAUCACUACACCAAACCACCUUCCAACACUAACUACCACCCGCCUGAAUUCAAACACAUAAUCCCCUCAAAUUAAUCCACUCAAAAUGCAAUUCCGCAAUCCCCUCUCCCUCCUCACCCUUCUUCUCACCUCCACCCAAGCCAUCCAAGUAACCUACGACUCCGGAUACGACAACGCCGCUCGAUCCCUCUCCGUCGUCUCCUGCUCCAACGGUCCCAACGGUCUCGAAACCCGAUUCCCCCAAUACAAAGUCCAAGGUGAUCUCCCCACCUUCGCCCGCAUCGGCGGCGCAUCCACAAUUGCCGGUUGGAACUCGCCCAACUGCGGUACUUGCUAUACUUUAACGUACCAAGGCGUCUCAAUCAAUAUCUUGGCCAUCGAUACCGCGGCUACCGGGUUUAAUAUCGCCGAGAGCGCGAUGAAUACUUUGACUAAUGGAAGAGCCGUUCAGUUGGGGAAUAUUGAUGCGGAUUGGACUUUGGUGACCCCUGAGGAGUGUGGGUUGCCGGCUGAGGGCGGUGGAUCACCGUGUAAGGCUUAGAUUUGGGGAUGCUGGGGAUGGAAGGGUAUUUUGGGAGAAUGGAUUAUGGGAGGGUAAACUUUGAUGGAGCGAGGAUGGUUUUUUUGGUGUAGUGGUGUGAUGCCUGAUUUGUUUAGAUGAUCGAUACACCUUUGAUUGUUUCACUGUUCAAUCUUUA
This is a messenger RNA of Botrytis cinerea B05.10, 878 nucleotides long. RefSeq names its product Bcspl2 (gene Bcspl2). NCBI's taxonomy places the organism in Eukaryota, Fungi, Ascomycota, Leotiomycetes, Helotiales, Sclerotiniaceae. The transcript has a single exon. The record is from RefSeq and is a predicted model, not a curated record. Bases 266 to 721 code for a protein of 151 amino acids.